This is a messenger RNA of Mesocestoides corti, 3576 nucleotides long. The record is from the annotation of a GenBank genome assembly. NCBI's taxonomy places the organism in Eukaryota, Metazoa, Platyhelminthes, Cestoda, Cyclophyllidea, Mesocestoididae.
AUGUAUAUAAAAAGGGUUAUAAUCCAAGGAUUUCGCAGUUAUCGAGACCAGACAUGUCCAGAAGAUUUUAGUCCUCAUCACAAUAUCGUGGUUGGUCGAAAUGGAUCGGGAAAAUCUAACUUUUUCCAAGCUAUUCAGUUUGUAUUAUCGGAUGAGUACAGCCACUUAAAUAACCAAGAAAGGCAAAAUCUGUUGCAUGAGGGUACGGGACCCAGAGUGAUUUCUGCUUAUGUGGAAAUCAUUUUUGAUAAUAGUGACGGACGUAUUCCAUCUGAAAAACAUGAAGUUUCUCUACGGCGAAUUAUUGGCAGCAAAAAGGAUCAGUUCUUUCUUGACAAGAAGAUUGUGACCAAAACUGAGGUGAUGAAUAUGUUCGAAAGCGCUGGAUUCUCUCGAAGUAAUCCCUACUAUAUUGUAAAGCAGGGAAAGAUAACGCAGCUUGCUACAGCUCCAGAUAGUCACCGCCUAAAACUUCUACGUGAAGUCGCCGGUACUCGGGUAUAUGAUGAAAGAAAAAAGGAGAGUAAACAGAUUUUUCGUGAAUCAGAAGCAAAGCGUGAACAAAUUUCGAAACUAUUAGAAAGUAUUGAGGAGCGUUUGGGUACCUUGGAGAAUGAAACGAAGGAGCUGAAGGAGUACCAACGUUGGGACCGAGACCGCCGUGCUCUUGAAUACACAAUAUACGACCGCGAGCUGAAGGAAACACGCCGAAAACUAGAAGAGCUACAGUCACGUCGUGAGCAAAGUAGUGAAAGCACAGCUGAAAUACGUCGCGUAGCCAAGGAAACAGCAGCUCAAAUUGAGCGACUUGAGCGGGAGUUGCGCGACACGCGUUUAAAGGAAGCACAGUUGCAAGAUGAGGCGGAACAGGUGCAGCAUUCUGUCAGCGGCAUUCUUCAACGUCGUGAACAGCUCGAAUUAACUUGUGCUGACUACUCUGCGACACUUCGCAGUGGUAAAUCAGCUCGUGAGCGGGCUGCAGAAGAGUUGGCUCGAGUUAAUGCACAGAUUGCUGUCGUUGAACAACGUCUGACAGAAUUAAAACCCGAGUACAAGGCUGCUCGGCAACAAGAGGACAAUCUUGCCAACGCCCUUUCGGAUGCAGAACAUCGCAGGAAAGAGCUGUUUGCCAAACAAGGACGUCUUAAUCAGUUUCGCUCUCGUGUUCAGCGGGAUGAGUGGAUAAAGAAUCAGAUGAAAAGUCAGAGCAAGGCAAUCAAGGACAAAGAGAACACGAUCGCGAAACUGACAGAGGAGAUAAAGAAGGACGACGAAAGGUGUGCCAAACUCCAAAGAGACCUAGAAUCGGCCGAAGAGAACCUAAACACUGUUCGUGCUGAACUUGAAGUGGUUUUUGAAGACUCGCGUCGUCUACGGAGGGAAAAAGAGGAAACUCAUGCUGAUCGUCAGACAGUCUAUAGGGAGGAGACCAGAAUCGCACAGGAAUUGAACAAUUUGCGCGACGAGCUCGCUCGCACCGAGCACAGUCUUCGAUCGAUUACCGGCAAGGUUAUUCUCAACGGCCUCGACUCGGUUCGCAAGGUGAUAGAAAUAUUCCGUGAUCGGUUCGGUCCCGAGUGCGAGAUCGUUCAGGGUUACUACGGCACACUGAUUGAACUUCUUGAGUGUCCAGAAGACUUUUACACUUGUGUUGAGGUGACGGCCGGUUCGCGUUUAUUUUACCACGUGGUACAGUCGGACAAACACGUAAUCAAAAUUAUCAAAGAGAUCAAUAAGCACAAUCUACCCGGUGAGGUGCACUUCCUUCCAAUCAACAAGCUGUACGUGAAGGAGUCACACUAUCCAGAGGUGGAGGGAGCUAUCCCCAUGAUUUCCAGGCUCAAAUUCGACGAAAAAUUUCGUCCUGUCAUCGUGCACAUCUUCGGCAAGACUCUCAUCUGCAGCAGCCUCGAAGUGGCCACGCAGUUGGCUCGGCGGCAAAACUUUGACUGCAUCACCCUCGACGGUGAUCAGGCCUCAAGAAAGGGCACACUGACUGGUGGUUACUAUGACAACCGCAAGUCCCGUCUGGAACUGCAGCGAAGGAAGCAAAAGACGGAAAUGGAGAUCCAGGAGACCGAGAAUGUUAGGGAAAAUAAUGCCAAAAGAAAGGAACAGGUGGAUGCCCAAAUUAACCGCAUUAUCGACGAGGCACAGCGAAAAGAAACGGUCCAGAACAAACUCGAGUUGACCCGCGACCAGCUCAAGAAGGACAUCCACUUGUGGAAGGAGGAGCUCCGUUCGAAGACCGAGGCCCGACCUCAAAAGGAAUGGAAGCUUUCGUCUCUGAGACAUGAUCUGGAACAAAUGAAAUUCACCAUGGAAUCCUAUAAGGCGGAAUUGGGGACGGAUCUACUGAGUCAGCUGUCUGCUCUAGAACAAACGGAAGUAGAUCGGUUGAAUGAUAAAAUCCAGGCUUUGACUCGUGAAGCCAAGGAGGCGUACAAGCAGCGUAUGAAGCUGGAAACGGAGAAGACAGAAAAGGAGACUCAGCUGGAGCAUAAUCUCUUUCGCAAACGCGAGCAACUGGAAAGUGAACUUGCGGAGGCGGACAAUCGUAUUGAGGCGGAGAAACGCACAGUCGAUGAAGUGGAGAGUCGUCUAGCCGCGCUGAUGCAUGACCAGCGUAGGCUCGAGAGCGAGUUGGAGGCAAAGCGAUCGGAGGAAAAGGAGUUUGCUGAGCGAAUUCAGGACGAUCAACAGAGCCUGGAAAAAAUGCAGUCGAAGCAAAGUCAACUGUUUAAGAAGAAGGAGGAGAAUAUGAAGAAGAUUCGUGACCUCGGCUCACUCCCAGCCGAAGCCUUCGAUAAGUUCCAGGACAAGAGUAUUAAACAGCUAUUCAAACUCUUGGACAAGGCGAAUCGCGAGUUGAAGCGAUACAGUCACGUGAAUAAGAAGGCAUUGGACCAAUUCGUCAGCCAUUCAGAGGAAAAGGAGAAGCUGUUGAAGAGGAAAGAGGAGUUAGACGAGGCCCACCAGGCCAUUAUCGAUCUCAUGAACGCCCUGGACCACCAAAAAUAUGAAGCCAUCACUCUCACCUUUAAGCAGGUGUCGAAGAACUUCCAGGACAUCUUCAAACGACUGGUACCAGAGGGUCGCGCCGAACUGGUCAUGCAUCGUGGCAAAACGGUCGAUGGUGAUGAUGGCAGUGACGACGAAGUUCCAGCACCCUCGGCGCCUGUUCCUGAUGUUGAGCUCUUCACGGGUGUUGGGAUCCGUGUCUCCUUCACCGGUGAAUCGGCAGACAUGCGGGAUAUGAAUCAGCUCUCAGGAGGCCAGAAGUCCCUGGUGGCCCUGACUCUCAUCUUUGCUAUUCAGAAGUGCGACCCGGCGCCGUUCUACCUCUUUGAUGAGAUUGAUGCUGCACUCGAUGCGCAGUACCGCGCCGCUGUCGCUGACAUGAUUCGAGAUCUCAAGUCGGAUGCACAAUUCAUCACCACGACGUUCCGUCCCGAGCUUCUGGAAUCUGCUGAAAAGUAUUACGGCGUUAAAUUCCGUAACAAGGUUUCCCAUAUUGAAUGCGUGACAAAGGAGGAAGCAUUAGAUUUUGUUGAGGACGACCAAACCCACGGUUGA